Molecule: messenger RNA, 1439 nt
Organism: Nematolebias whitei (Rio pearlfish)
Lineage: Eukaryota; Metazoa; Chordata; Actinopteri; Cyprinodontiformes; Rivulidae
Product: gastrula zinc finger protein XlCGF8.2DB-like
Exons: 1
Coding region: 1-1170 (389 amino acids)
Biological process (GO): regulation of DNA-templated transcription
Molecular function (GO): RNA polymerase II cis-regulatory region sequence-specific DNA binding; DNA-binding transcription factor activity, RNA polymerase II-specific
Source: RefSeq, a predicted model, not a curated record
AUGAAGGAGGAGACCGAUGUCACCAGCUUUUCAUUAACUACAGUUCAUUUUAAGAGUGAGGAUGAUGAAGAGAAACCUCUGUUCUCACAGCUUCAUCAACACCAAUUUGAAGUCAGUGAUCUUCCAACCAGCAGCUCAGGUGACCACAUAGAAUCAUCAACUGGUGAAGGAGAAAAAGAUUCAAAAUACCCAGAUCUAAAUGCUUAUAGAGAUUCUGAUUCUUCAGAAACUGAAGUUAGUGAAGAUGACGAAGAGGAUAAUGAUGUGAACAAUCCUGAGUCUCAGAUGAAACUUUUGUCAGACUCUGGGUCAAAAUCUGAAGACACUGAUAAAGAAUGGGAGUCUUCUCCCUGCUGGGUCACUGAGUCAAUUGUGAACAGGGUCCACAACAAAAAUGGACUGAAGAAAUUUUGUUGUGAUGUUUGUGGGCGAAGGUUCAGUUUUAAGGGACAUUUAAAUAGUCACAUAAGAAUCCACACAGGACAGAAGCCAUUUUCUUGUGAUCUGUGUGAACGAAAGUUUAACGAAAAGGGAGUUUUAAACAGACACAUGAAAAUCCACACAGGACAGAAGCCCUAUUCUUGUGAUCUGUGUGAAAAAAGAUUUAGCGAGAAGGGUGAUUUAAAGAGACACAUGAUGAUCCACACAGGACAGAAGCCAUUUUGUUGUGAUCUGUGUGAAAAAAGGUUUACUGAAAAGAGUAAUCUAAAAAAACACGUGAAAAUCCACACAGGACAGAAGCCAUUUUGUUGCCAUUUAUGUGGCCGACGGUUUACAAGAAGAGACAGUUUAAACGGACACAUGAAAAUCCACACAGAACAGAAACCCUUUUCUUGUGAUAUGUGUGAGAAAAGGUUUACUGAAAAGAGUAAUUUAAACAGACACAUGAAAAUCCACACAGGACAGAAGCCAUUUUGUUGUGAUCAGUGUAGUCAAAAGUUUACCGAAAAGGGCAGUUUAAAGAAACAUAUGAUGAUCCACACAGGACAGAAGCCAUUUUCUUGUCAUUUGUGUGAACAAAAAUUUUCCCUAAAAGGCUAUUUAAAUGCACACCUGAGAAUCCACACCGGACAGAAGCCUUUUUGUUGUGAUUUUUGUGACCGAAUGUUUACCAGUAAGGCCAAUUUAAACAAUCACAUGGGUAUCCACACUGGGGGGGAACUAAUUUGAAAGAACUCCUAGGCAAGAAGCCGCACACACACCGGUACUAAUAUAUUUAAAUUAAUUUUUUUGCAUGCCUGAAUCUGAUAAUGGACAACAUAAUUUCACUAGUUUUGUCUGAGAAACAUUUGUCUGUCUCCAACACUCAUAAAAAUGUAUUUACACUCAACUGUUAUGCUUUUUCCUUGUUAAGUACAUAGCAUACAGACUGCAGUUGUAAUACUCUAAGAUUCUUCAGUGUAAAUGUAUAAUGCUGAAUAAAUAUCUAAAUAAAUUAU